GCUGGUGUCUAUAAAUACAUGAAAACAUGAAGGGGAUUACCUGCCAUACACUUCAUCUGUGACGUAGAACCGGACUGGGAACCUUUCCAAUCUGACACUGAUUUCUAUAGGGGAGCGAUAGGGUUAACCCUCUGCAAUCCUAUACACCUCUAUCCGUCCUGCCGGGACUUGUAAUAAUCUAUUAUUUUAUUGAUUUAUCCUUUGUGGAAGGAACAAAAAAAAAAGUGCUUGACAGAAACUUCUGUUUUCCUUUCGCUUUCACCUAGCAGCCUGUGUAGUAUACGUGAUCUGGAGAGGGAGGGAUCUCAGUGCCUCAAUAGUUCUUCCAGGAAGAAGAAUCAUACGAGUCCUACAGGUCCCUGAUACAGUGGAUCCUGACUGGGGUCCCCAUUCAGGACAAUGAAUAGCACCAGCAGCACCAGCAGCAGUAGUCAGGAGCAUGGCUCCCCAUCUCCAGCACAUUACCCUGGGAACAACUCAUUCUCAAGGACUUCGUGUAUCAGCAGUAACUUACAGGACAUACCAUAUGAAAAGCUGACUGAUCUCAGGUUUAUCAACAAGGGAGCCUAUGGGACUGUACACAGCGCCUUACAUUCUGAUUGGAGGAUACAUGUUGCGGUAAAGUUCUUUCCAAAAGAGCGCCACCUAGUGACCAGUGAAAGAAAUAAAAUCUUAAAAGAAGCAGAGAUUUUGCACAAAGCCAGAUUCAGCUAUAUACUUCCAAUUUUGGGAAUUUGUAACGAGGAAGAUAACAUUGGAAUUGUGACCGAGUACAUGCCAAGUGGAUCACUAAACCAGCUGUUGCAUGAGGACAACCCUUUUCCAGAGAUCGCAUGGCCCUUAAGAUUUCGCAUUCUUUACGAGAUCGCCUUAGGAGUUAACUUUCUGCACAAUAUGUCCCCUCCACUGCUGCACCAUGAUCUAAAGACACCAAAUAUUUUACUGGAUAGUGAAUACCAUGUGAAGAUUGCUGACUUUGGUCUUUCAAAGUGGCGCAUGUUGUCGCAGUCAUUCAGUGACCAAAAUCCACCAGGAGGAACAAUAAUUUAUAUGCCCCCCGAGAUGUAUGAGCCUAGCAUCAAAAACAGCAGAGGAAGUGUUAAACAUGAUAUGUACAGCUAUGCUAUUAUUAUGUGGGAAGUUCUUUCAAGAAAACAGCCAUAUGAAGGUGCCAAAAACCCAAUGCAGGUCAUGUUCAGUGUGGCAAACGGCAACAGACCAGACAUCAGCGAGGACAGUCUUUCCGCCGAUAUUCCCUACAGAGACAUAUUUGUGUCCUUAAUACAGAGUGGAUGGGCCGCUGAUCCCAACGAUAGACCCGCUUUUCUAAAAUGUUUAUUGGAUAUGGAGCCAGUGAUUAAAAGAUAUGAUGAGAUCGCAAUGCUGGAAGGGAUACUGCAAGUAAAAAAAGAAAAAAACAACAUUACCUGUGUGUCUACACCAAGUCAGCCUGUGGAAGAUAAUAUACCACUUUCAUUAAGAUCCAUGCAGAGCAGUUGCCCGGUGUCCAGCCAAGGUCAUCCUAUGAGUUUGUCCACAUCUCCAUGCUCUUCACAUGAUAGAAACAGCAUACCGACUGAGGUCUGGAAUCUAAGGGAUGUUUGUAAACCAGCUAAGGAAAGAGAAUAUUCUCCCAUUUCUAUACGUCCUGAACAGGAGUCGCCCCCUACAGUGCUCAUGUGGAUCCAGCAGAAGCGAGAUCAGAUCAUAGGUCAGAUGACGGAGGCCUGCCUGAACCAGUGCCUGGAUGCUCUCAUAUCCAAAAUGAUCAUUUUAAUGGAAGAUUAUGAACUUAUUAAAUCACAGAGGACAAGGAGUGAAAAAGUCCGGAACCUCAUUGACACCUGUGACCUAAAAGGAGAAUUGUUUGCAAACAUUAUUGUGCAAAAACUGAAAGAAAAUAGGCAAAGUGGCCUCCAACCAUUUCCAGACAUCUGAGGAAAUUUUCCUCUUAAGUUUUUUUUUAUAUAAAUGUCAAUAAUUGUCCAGUAAAUAUAUAUAUACAGGUAUGUUACCUGCUAUCAAGUCACUCCUAGACGCUAAAGGGGUUAUUCCACCAAAGACUGGGAGCUGUGUAUGGGGUAGUAGUCCACCUUAAAUCUCCAUUAAAAUGGAUAGACAAUAGUGAUCCUUGGACAACUUUAGGUUGCCAAAUACAAGGUCGGUGCAUGAUGUCUAUCUUUGGUGUUCUUUAUGUUACUGUGUCAUGCACGGACCCUUGACUCCUGCAUUAAGCUUAAUACUGUAUCAGUUUUGCCUAGGCAGUUCCUUCAAUGGGAAGUAACCACAAAAUACAAAUAACCUUAAUAGGAAACCUAUUUACCAUAUAUCAACACCUUUAACUCAUUAGGUCGCUCAACAUGCACAGAAUAGAUUGCUAAUUCAAAUACAUUGCUAAUGUAUUUAUUAUUUUGUUUUAUUAUACAGAGGAUCGUAUUGUUGGUUGCUUCCCUCCCCCCCCCC
Molecule: messenger RNA, 2463 nt
Organism: Hyla sarda
Lineage: Eukaryota; Metazoa; Chordata; Amphibia; Anura; Hylidae
Gene: RIPK2
Product: receptor interacting serine/threonine kinase 2
Exons: 11
Coding region: 400-1938 (512 amino acids)
Biological process (GO): positive regulation of canonical NF-kappaB signal transduction; innate immune response; protein phosphorylation
Molecular function (GO): JUN kinase kinase kinase activity; ATP binding
Source: RefSeq, a predicted model, not a curated record